AUGGCGGCUUCGCUUCGUUCUCUCCCUGUAAGCUGUAAUAACAAAUGGUAUUAUACCCGACAACAAAUCGAAAGCAGUCCAUCUCGGCGAGCUGGGCUUGAUCCAGACAAGGAGCUGUCCUACAGACAACAGGCGGCAAACCUCCUUCAGGACAUGGGACAGCGGCUCAAUGUGUAUCUUUUGUCAUCUCAACUAACAAUUAACACUGCCAUUGUGUACAUGCACCGGUUCUACAUGAUCCAGUCAUUCACAAGAUUUCACAGAAAUGUUAUUUCUCCCGCCGCUCUAUUCCUUGCUGCUAAAGUUGAUGUGGAA
Molecule: messenger RNA, 315 nt
Organism: Menidia menidia (Atlantic silverside)
Lineage: Eukaryota; Metazoa; Chordata; Actinopteri; Atheriniformes; Atherinopsidae
Source: the annotation of a GenBank genome assembly